Drosophila albomicans is the source of this 1751-nucleotide messenger RNA. RefSeq names its product very-long-chain 3-oxoacyl-CoA reductase (gene spidey). The record is from RefSeq and is a predicted model, not a curated record. Gene Ontology annotation, molecular function: oxidoreductase activity. Gene Ontology annotation, cellular component: endoplasmic reticulum. The coding region runs from base 547 to 1509 and encodes 320 amino acids. The transcript has 5 exons. NCBI's taxonomy places the organism in Eukaryota, Metazoa, Arthropoda, Insecta, Diptera, Drosophilidae.
UCGUUGACAUUUCAUGUUGUAAAUUCAAUUAAAUUUCCAAAGAAAUUUUCCAGAAAAAAAAACACUUCUCUUCUCUUGUGCAUGCAGAAUACAACGAUUUUUGUUUGAUUCGGUCAACACACACACACACACGCAUUCGAUAGUCGUAUCUGUCUUGCAUAUUAAACGCGCGCACUAUUAGCAAUAAACAAAAAGGAAAAGAAAAAUACACAAAAUAUAUUCAAUUCUGCCGGUCAAUUCAACGGGGCAGAGGCAGAGCUGAGCAGAGAGUCGAAAAGCAAAACACAAACCUCAGUACAAAAGCAAAAACAAAACGACGCCGACAGCGACUGAGGCAGCGACAGCAAACAGCAAGCAGCGACAGCGACUGAGGCAGAAGCUACAACGACUGUUCAAUUGAAUAUUUUUCAGGCAGCCAACGGAGCCCGAGACCGCCGCAGUUGUCAACGCAAAGCACACCGCUAAAUACCGAAAUUGCUGUUUUGUUUUAAUUACUACUAAGCAAGUGUAAAACACACACACUCCCACACACACACACAUAAAGAAAUGGAUGAGAAUUCGCAUUUAUUGAAAAUAUUGAGCGGCAUUGCCAUCAGCAUUGUCGGCUUUCAGAUAUGCCGCAAAGUCCUGCCAUGGAUUUAUUCGAAUAUUUUGGGGCCACAGUUGGUUGGCUCCUCGGUGAAUCUGGCCAAAAUGGGCGACUGGGCAGUUAUCACCGGAUCGACGGACGGCAUUGGCAAAGCUUAUGCUCGGGAGUUGGCACGCAAAGGACUGAAGCUGGUGUUGAUCUCACGAUCGUUGGACAAAUUGAAGACGGUGGCAAAGGAAAUCGGCGAUGAGUUCGGCGUCGAGGUGCGUGUAAUUGAUGUGGACUUCACAGCGGGUUUUGAGAUCUACGAUCGCAUACGUCAGGAAACAGCUGGACUUGAUGUUGGCGUGUUGGUCAACAAUGUGGGCAUCAGCUAUAGUCAUCCCGACUAUUUCCUCGAUUGCUACAAUACGAAUCCAAAGUUUUUGCGUGACAUUGUGUCGGCCAACAUUCAUUCCGUUACCCAUAUGACGGCGAUCUUUUUGCCUGGCAUGGUCGUGAAGCGCAAAGGUGUCGUCAUCAAUCUGUCCUCCACUGCGGGUGUCAUUCCCAAUCCACUGCUGAGCGUCUACAGUUCCACAAAGGCAUUUGUGAACAAGUUCAGCGAUGAUCUGCAGACGGAGUACAAGGCGCAUGGCAUUCUGGUGCAGAGCGUGCAACCCGGUUUCGUGGCCACCAACAUGUCCAAGAUACGCAAGCCGAGUGUUUUUGCGCCCUCGCCCCAAACGUAUGUAAAAUCAGCACUCUCGACACUCGGCUUUGCCAACCAAACAGCUGGAUAUCUGCCACAUGCUCUGCUUCAACUAGUCAUCCAUCUUACAGAGGCUCUGCUGGGCGAACAGUUUGCUAGAAAUGUUGUCUUGAAAAACAUUUUGGGCACUCGCAAGCGUGCGCUGCGGCGUCAAGAAAAACAGCAAUAGAACAAAUUUUAGAUACGAGGGACAUACAGAGAGAGAGAGAGAGCGCGAGUGAUGUUUUAGAUGUGUCUCCAUUUCAUUGCCAGUUCCACUUGUAGUCUAAUUUGGUGUCUUUGGGACGGGUAAUUUGGUAAUGAUUUGGCACAAAAAAAAAACAAUUGACAAAAAAAAAUAAAAAAAAAACCUGACUCGAAGCGCGUGAUGCGCAUUAACAAAAGAAUUAAACGGAACAAAACCAAAACCAA